Messenger RNA from Amorphotheca resinae ATCC 22711, 328 nucleotides. RefSeq lists its product as hypothetical. The record is from RefSeq and is a predicted model, not a curated record. Lineage: Eukaryota; Fungi; Ascomycota; Leotiomycetes; Helotiales; Amorphothecaceae. The transcript has a single exon. Bases 40 to 303 code for a protein of 87 amino acids.
AGCGAGAGCCUUCCCCACGUGCGCCCGCCGCGGCUUGUCAUGGGCUGGAGCGAGCCUCUCUUAGCGGCGAUCACUCUAAACGGCACUCUGGUCGCCCUGUACCUCAGAGGAUACUAUUUAUCAUCGCGUCUUCAUAGGACCCAAGGUAUCCCGACCUGUCCAUCCUUUACUCCGUCCAGUAUAGAAUCCUGCGUACCUGAUAUCCGAUAUCAACACGUGAGAUUCACAUUUUGCCCACCAAUCAGCAUGGCUUCGGUUAAGAAAGGGGGUUACCGGAUAAGCGAAUGUCUAUAUAUAGAAUAGGGGGUCUGGCACUUGUAGCCCUACA